Molecule: messenger RNA, 3223 nt
Organism: Dermatophagoides farinae (American house dust mite)
Lineage: Eukaryota; Metazoa; Arthropoda; Arachnida; Sarcoptiformes; Pyroglyphidae
Gene: inaE
Product: inactivation no afterpotential E
Biological process (GO): arachidonate metabolic process; diacylglycerol catabolic process
Cellular component (GO): dendrite membrane; postsynaptic membrane; cytoplasm
Molecular function (GO): lipoprotein lipase activity
Source: RefSeq, a predicted model, not a curated record
ACGACAAACAACGAAUGUCAAUGAUGAUGAUGAUGAAAAUGAUGGUGAUCAUCAUCAUUAUCAGUAACAGAAUUAUUGUAGCUAGAACAAAAAUAUCGAUUCCAUUUGAUCAUUUUGUGUAACCAAAACAAAAAACCACAAUGCCAGGUUUGGUUAUAGUAUCACGUCGUUGGAACAUUGGUUCCGAUGAUAUAAUUGUUCCAGCUUCAAUAUAUCUAAUUACACAUCUUUUAUGGAUACUCAUCUAUCUUUUCAUAUGUGUCAAAAAUGGUACACUAUUUCUUGAUGAUAAUUGUCCAUUGAUAAUUACAUUACCCGUUUUUGGACAAUUUAUAUCAUUGUUUGGAUUUGUAAUACUUGAAAUCUUUAUGAUUAAAGUAAGUUUACGUGGUUCAAUCCUGAAUACGAAAACACGUUCAUCAUUGAACAUAUUGAUCUAUAUUUGGUUUGUAUUGUUUAUAAUUGAAAUUCUAUGGGAAAUAUAUGGAUUGCUCAUCAUGAUGCAUAAUAAAUUCGAUAGCUAUAAUGACCAAUGUGCCUCGACCAAAGGGAUCGUAAUUGGAUUGAAAAUCUUUCUAUUAUUAAUUUGGACAUCAUUCAUUCUAUUUGUAUGGUGUGCAUUUGAUUAUGCGGGCAAAAGCUGGGUGAAAAUGAAACGUUUUCAAGAAAGUCUUAAUAAUCCAAAUUCCAAAUAUAAAUAUCGACGUUCAAAUAGUUUUCAUCGUAAUUGGCGUCAUCGUGAAGCGUUAAGAAAAUAUCAACAAUCAUGGCUAAAUCGUUGUCGUUGGUUUUGUUGUGUCAAAGAUCGUCGAGAUAAUUCAUUUACAGAAAUAGCCAAAUUAUUAUCAGAAUUUUUUCGUGAUCUUGAUGUUGUACCAUCGGAUGUUGUAGCCGGACUGUCAUUGAUGCGUGUACAGCAAAAAUCACAACGAAAAGAACGAAUGAUGAACGAUAAUGAAGAGCCAAAAAUUUUUCAAUUUCUUUCUGGAGCUGCCAUCACUGCCGAAACAAAAUUUCUUGAUCUAACACAUGUUCUGGUCAUACGAGAAGUGUAUAAUUUAAUUCAUUAUCUUCAUUAUUCAUUAGCCAUUUAUGGAUGGCCAAUGUAUAUGGUGGCCAAUCAACCAUCACAAUGGUUCCACUUAUUGAAACAUAUAAAAUGUUGUGGAAAUCAAAGUUCUCGUUGGGCUAAAUGUUCCAGAUGCUGUAGUGGUGGUCAUAUCGAUACCGAUACAAUAAUCGAUAGUGAUGAUCAACAAUUUGUCAAUAUUUAUCGUGAAAGUGAUAAUAUUUUGGGGGAUAAUUGUUGCCUUUGUAAUCGUGCUGCUAUUCGACAAACCUGUAUUGACCAUGAUUAUAAAAUUAUCUACAUAACCUAUUAUGUUGCCAUUGAAAAGCCACCAUUUUUUGUUGCCGUCGAUUAUGAUAAAAUGUCCAUUGUGAUUAGUAUUCGUGGAACAUUAUCAUUGUAUGAUGUCCUUACCGAUUUGAAUGCUGAAUAUGAUCUUCUACCUUUGACACCGCCACGCGAAAAUUGGUACGGUCAUAAAGGAAUGGUAGCAGCCGCUGCCUAUAUUCGAUCACGAUUAAUUGAAAAACAUAUAAUCGAAAUAGCUAAUGAAGAAUUGAAAAUACGAAAUCUAGCUACCAAUAGUCAUCAUCAAUAUCCAAUCAUAAUUGUUGGACAUUCAUUAGGCGCCGGUACUGCUGCUAUUUUGGCCGUUCUUUUACGAGAAAUCUAUACGAAUGUUAUCUGUUUUGCAUUUGCUCCACCUGGCGGUCUUCUUUCACAAGAUCUAGCAGAAUAUUCCAAAGAUUUUGUCAUAUCAAUUGUAUUGGGCAAAGAUAUCAUACCAAGACUUGGUCUUCAUCAGAUGGAAAAAUUACGUUUUGAUCUAAUCAAAGCAAUCAAACAUUGUGAUAUGAGUAAAUGGCCAAUUAUUUUUAAAAGUUUUCGUAUCGGUAGCAGUGAUAUAAAUCAUGAUGAAUAUGUGAAAAAAUUCAAAAUCAAAUCGGACAACAUUAUUAUAUCACAGACUGUACCAGAAUCUUUUGUCGAAUGUAAACAUAAUAAUAAUGGUAAUUCUCAAAAUAUUAGUCCAUCAAGUAGUCAAACUCAUCAUCAUCAUCAACAACAUCAACAUCAUCAUCAUCAUCUUUCUUCAAAGGAACCAAUCGAAAAUAUUUCGACACACCCGAAUGAUGAAAACAUUCAGCUCACUGUACAUACACCAUUAUAUCCACCUGGAAGUAUCAUUCAUCUAGUCAAAGCUCAUCCAAAUAAAUCCGACUUUCUAUAUGAACCAAAAUGGAGGCGUAUAAUUGGUCAAAAACAAUUCAUCAUACAAGCACUGUGGGCUGGAUAUGAAGAUUUUGAUGAAAUAUUAAUCUCACCAAGCAUGAUUCGUGAUCAUAUGCCCGAUAGAAUACUUGAAGCAUUAGAAAGUUUAUUGAUUAAUACGGGUCCACCAAAACCUAAACGUAAAACUGAAGAUUCCUAUGAUGAUGAUGGUGUUGAUAAUGAUGACAAUAAUAAUAAUAAUCAUAAUAAUAGUAUUGAUGAUAGUAUCGAUAAUGAUUCAAAAUAUUAUUCAUCGAUACAGGAUACAAAUGAUCAUAUCUAUCAACAGUCUCAUCAUCAUCAUCAUCAUCAUCAUUCCAAAAGAAUAAUGUUGGAAACAAGUUUUGCAUCGGCUAUACCAGCAACAUCAAUGACAACUACUGCUAGUGAACAACUUGCUGCUAUAAGAAAAAAUCGACGUAAAAAAUUUGAUAAUCAUAAUAAUAAUGAUGAAGUUUAUAAUGAAGAACGUUUACGUAGAUUACGAAGUUUUAUUGCAAAACGAAAAGCACCGUUAGCAACACCUGAAACAGUUAGCCUAACGGAUGAUGUUUGUGAACAACAACAACAACAACAACAACGACAACGACAACAAAAACCGGUAGUAAUCGUUUCGACCAUAUCAAAUAAUCAAUUUGAUACACAAAUUCAAACACCAUCAUCAUCAUCAUCAUCAAAUCAAUAUGAACAAAUCAAUGAUAGAAAAACAUCAUUGCCUGAAGUGAUUUAAAUUGAAAUCAAUACAAAUGGUGUCAACAUUUGUAAUAAAAAAAAAAAUAUUUCUUUAUGGAAUACUUUUCAAUUCAAUCAAAAGAUUUGGAAAGAUUCGAAAUGUCAAUAUAUCGUAUUUUCAAUUACAUUUCUUCUAGUCACAAUACUCUG